Olea europaea var. sylvestris is the source of this 395-nucleotide messenger RNA. RefSeq names its product putative Myb family transcription factor At1g14600. Gene Ontology annotation, molecular function: DNA binding; DNA-binding transcription factor activity. Bases 18 to 395 code for a protein of 125 amino acids. Lineage: Eukaryota; Viridiplantae; Streptophyta; Magnoliopsida; Lamiales; Oleaceae. The record is from RefSeq and is a predicted model, not a curated record. The transcript is spliced from 3 exons.
AAGAAGAAAAUUCUCUAAUGGAUUCUCCCAAUUCCCUCUCCGCUGCUAACAUCAAAGAUCGAGAUGAAUUCUCCGUUAGGGCUGUUUCACGGUGGCCGAUGGAAAACAGGCUGGCCCCGACCAUGCUGGUUCGACCAGCGGGUGUUAGGCCUUAUGUUAGGUCGAAAAUGCCUCGAUUGAGAUGGACACAGGAUCUUCAUCAAUGCUUCGUGCACGCUGUUGAGCGACUCGGUGGAGAAGACAGAGCUACUCCAAAAAUGGUGCUGGAGUUGAUGAAUGUGAAGGGGUUAACAAUUACUCACGUAAAGAGUCACCUUCAGAUGUACAGAAGCACAAAGCAUGAGCAGAUGAUACAAUAUAUAUACACACACACACACACACAAUUGCCAAAUUAA